Messenger RNA from Acanthamoeba castellanii str. Neff, 309 nucleotides. RefSeq lists its product as uncharacterized. The record is from RefSeq and is a predicted model, not a curated record. Bases 1 to 309 code for a protein of 102 amino acids. The transcript is spliced from 3 exons. Lineage: Eukaryota; Discosea; Longamoebia; Acanthamoebidae.
AUGUGCUCAUCUGAGGCGCUGCGCAUUAUCACCGGCGACUUCAACUUUCCUGCGGGGGCCAAAGAGGAAGAGGGUGUGGCGUGGAACGCGCUGCGUGGAGUCCCCACGAGCCGGGCCACACCAACGGCGUCACCUUCCCCGCCACGAUCGAGCCCGAGCCGACUCGACCCCAUCCUCUAUCGCUCCGAUGGCUACCGCGUGCGCGAGGUGAUGACCGUGGGCGCCGAGCCCAUGGGCAGGCGAGGCGGCAGCGGUGCCGCCAGCAAGGACAACUACCCUUCCGACCCCUUCGCCGUGCUCUCCCCCUAA